Messenger RNA from Capronia coronata CBS 617.96, 1554 nucleotides. RefSeq lists its product as uncharacterized. Gene Ontology annotation, molecular function: allantoate transmembrane transporter activity; dipeptide transmembrane transporter activity. NCBI's taxonomy places the organism in Eukaryota, Fungi, Ascomycota, Eurotiomycetes, Chaetothyriales, Herpotrichiellaceae. Gene Ontology annotation, biological process: tripeptide transport; dipeptide transport; allantoate transport. The record is from RefSeq and is a predicted model, not a curated record. The coding region runs from base 1 to 1554 and encodes 517 amino acids. The transcript has a single exon. Gene Ontology annotation, cellular component: plasma membrane.
AUGGGGAAGGAAGAAACCGAGGGAUAUGUCUCCCAAACUGUCGCGCCAGAUGCUGGCCUAACACCGGCAGUCACAUCGCCGGUCGAGGCGUCCAUCACGGAGAAGGGUGAUGCGGCGCUGGAAAUCCUCCGUGCAAGCGGUGGAUUGCAGCAACCUCUGGAUCGCGAGCGCUCCAGACGCCUUCUCCGCCGAAUCGACUAUCAUGUCAUGCCCUUGAUCUGCUUGGUUUACUUCCUACAGUACCUCGACAAGAUCGCCAUCUCCUAUGCGAGCGUGACAGGUCUCAAGCAGAGUGCGCACCUGGAAGGCAAUCAAUUCAACUGGGUCGCCUCUAUCUUCUUCUUUGGUCAGCUGGCGUUCGAAUUCCCUACCAUCAGGCUUCUCCAAGUCUUCCCUCUGGCCAAAUAUGUCAGCGUGAAUGUGACCAUCUGGGGAAUCGUUCUCGCGUCAUUCUCGGCUUGCAAAAGCUACGGCAGCCUCCUGGCAUGUCGCUUCCUGUUGGGCAUGGCAGAAGCCGCCAUUGUACCAGCCUGGGUCGUGUUCACCAGUCAAUGGUAUCGCAAGGAGGAGCAAGCAUUCCGAGUUGGCAUCUGGUUCAGCUUCUGUGGUUGGGCGCAGCUGCUGGGCGGUUGUUUCGCAUACGGCGUUGCUACCCACGUGGGUGGAGACGUGCAUGCCUCCUUGAAGGGUUGGCAGGUCAUCUUCUUGGUCCUCGGGCUUUUCACGGUCGUGGUCGGCAUCUUAUUCUGGUUUCUGUUGCCAGAUUCCCCGGCAGCCGCCCGCUUUCUAUCCCCGGAAGAAAAGAUUGAACACAUUGAGCGCCUUCGAAGCAACGAGCAAGGCAUCGGCAGCCAAACAUUCAAAUGGGAUCAGUUCAGAGAAGCCUUUACCGACAUUAAUACCUGGCUGUACGCGUUUUGGAUUUUCGCGGCAAACAUCCCCAACAGCAUAGCAACCAGCUUCGGAAACGUCCUCGUCACAGGCCUAGGGUAUACCGCCACGCAGUCUCUUCUGCUGGUGACGCCCCUGGGGGCAUAUGAGAUUGUGGUGCUUGUGGGAGUGACCUACAUUGCCAUGAAGACUCAGCAACGUCUCUACUGCUGUAUCGCCACCCACAUUCCUUCUUUUGUCGGCGCGAUCCUCAUGGCUGCGACCAACAAGGCAGCGGCCCUAGUUGGGUAUUAUCUCAGUGGUGGCAUUCCCAUCGGCUGGACCACGAUUCUCGGUCUGCAGGCCAGCAAUGUGGCCGGGUCGACCAAGAAGAUCACCGUGACUGCGAUCGGGACCAUUGCCUAUACUGUCGGCAACAUCAUCUCGCCUCAGACUUUCCAAGCCCGCGAUGCGCCUCGAUAUCUACCCGCCAAGAUCUCCAUCGUCAUUCUCUACUUCUUGAUCACGGUGGAUCUGUGGCUGAUCCGUCUCGUGUACGUCUAUCGAAACAAGAAGCGGGAUGCUGAGAAGGCCGAGAGAGGGCCGGAUUUCGUGUUGGAGAAGAAUCACGAAUUCCUCGACUUGACUGACAUCCAGAACACGGAAUUCAGAUAUUCUGUAUAG